Cheilinus undulatus (humphead wrasse) is the source of this 2054-nucleotide messenger RNA. RefSeq names its product T cell leukemia homeobox 2 (gene tlx2). The coding region runs from base 631 to 1776 and encodes 381 amino acids. Gene Ontology annotation, molecular function: DNA-binding transcription factor activity, RNA polymerase II-specific; RNA polymerase II cis-regulatory region sequence-specific DNA binding. The record is from RefSeq and is a predicted model, not a curated record. The transcript has 5 exons. Gene Ontology annotation, biological process: animal organ development; regulation of transcription by RNA polymerase II. Gene Ontology annotation, cellular component: nucleus. NCBI's taxonomy places the organism in Eukaryota, Metazoa, Chordata, Actinopteri, Labriformes, Labridae.
GCAGCUUUUACGCAGAGGGCUGUCUCACCUGCUGAAACGCACUUCACCAUCAGCACAACAGAGCCAUCUUUCGCUCUCACCUCCAAUUAAUCUCCACGCCUGCGAGGUCAGCUCUUCGUUUUCGUCUCUUCGGCUUUGUUUUGUUUUGCUUUCUUUUGACGCGACGAGCUUUGGACACCCCACCAUGCCCUCUGCGUUUGGAUCGUCGAACAAAGCGCAUCCAUGCCUCUCCUGAGAACUAAUUUCCUCCUCCUAAAAAUCACGGAUUUUGUUUGUAAGUACUCAGGAUAACAAUCUGGCAUCUUUUCUUUGCUGUUAGGCUUUCUUUGUGUAGUUCACAGUGAGAGAACGCGCUGUUAAAGAUGGAUACGCUUCCUCCUAGUCCGAUGGAAAGGCUUUUAAUUUAGGGAACACUCGAUCCUGCUGCUGGGCAAAAAUGAUGGCAAGAUUUUGGAUAGCGCUGCUGGACACGUUCAUGAUGGUUUCCAGGGAGUAGAAGAGGCCUGUGUCGAUGCUUGACAACAAAAAUCUGCAGCACUCACACAAACAUUUAAUCUCCUAGGGCGUUAAUAGUUACAUGACAAAAAUACAUCCAACAACUAGAAUAAACUGACAGAAGCAUCUCAAACUAUGGAGCACACAGGGAUCGAGGAGGUGAACCAGACGCACCAGCAGCAGCAUGAGCCCAUCAGCUUCGGCAUCGACCAGAUCCUCAACAGCUCGGACCAGUCCAGCGGCUGCAUGCUGCCCAAUCGGACGGGCGAUCCGGAUUACGCGCUGGCCUCCAACGUCUACAGCAACGGCUAUAACGGCGUCUACAACCCGGCCUGCUCCAUGGCGGCGGCGGCAGGGCUGGCAGGCUCCUACAAUGUUAACAUGAACAUGAACGUCAGUAUGAACAUGAACGUUAACGUCAACUCAGGCGGCGCAGGUGGAGUGAUCAGGGUGCCAGCCCACAGACCCAUGCCCCCUCCGCCAGCUGCUGCCGCGCCGCAUCCGCCCCCUGCGACGCAUCCGCCGGGCAUCGGACCCGGGAUCGCCUCGGUGCCUGGGAUGGGGAUGGGGAACGCGGCGAACUUCACUUUCCCGUGGAUGGAGAGCAGUAGGAGGUUUGCCAAGGACAGACUAACAGGGGAGCAGGCAGAGGAGAGCCGAGCCGGGGAGGCUACAGGGGGGCCGGGGGCCGCCGGGUCCCUCUGCCCACUCCCCAAGGGAGACAUCGGCAGGGUCCCCGUCUGGAGCACUGUGGAGACGUUAGCUAAAUGCUAUUACCCUGAGCUCGCUCACCUGCGAGACAGCAAUGGCCUUCUAGCAGACUAUCCUUUCCCAAAGGGGGCUUGCCCAGCUGCCCUCUCACCCUUCUCUGUGACCCGUCGUAUCGGACACCCGUACCAGAACCGGACGCCGCCCAAGAGGAAAAAGCCUCGCACCUCCUUCAGCCGUGUGCAGAUCUGUGAGCUGGAGAAGCGUUUUCAUCGGCAGAAGUACCUGGCGUCGGCUGAGCGAGCCACCUUGGCAAAAGCCCUGAAGAUGACAGAUGCACAAGUCAAGACCUGGUUUCAGAACAGACGGACAAAAUGGCGGAGACAGACUGCAGAGGAGAGGGAGGCUGAGAGGCAGCAGGCCAACCGGCUGAUGCUGCAGCUUCAGCAGGAAGCCUUUCAGAAGACGUUGAGCCAGCCACUGCAGCCGGACCCGCUCUGCCUACACAACUCCUCCCUGUACGCCCUGCAGAACCUGCAGCCCUGGGCGGACGACAAUAAGCUGUCGGUCUAAAAGAGAGGAGGGCACUUAAUCCAAAAGUGCCAGGAAACAAACGGACACCUCUGUACAUGCCCAACUAUCAAGACUGUGCCCCUUCCUCUUUGUGCCUCUGGACCCCCCCACAAGGCAGCAGAGACUCUCUGCCCAAUAUGGCACAAAAAGACCUCCUGUUUUCUCGCUUUUGACUUUGUACAAUGUAGUAAAAUGCAUGUUUCAACCCUUUCUGUGUGCACUCGGGACGAACCAUGGAAGUCAGCUGCCGUGGAGGUGGACUGCAGUGUUCAAGUGGA